Messenger RNA from Phycodurus eques (leafy seadragon), 1720 nucleotides. It is a transcript of the gene homer3b, whose product is annotated as homer scaffold protein 3b. The record is from RefSeq and is a predicted model, not a curated record. Gene Ontology annotation, molecular function: G protein-coupled glutamate receptor binding. Bases 457 to 1560 code for a protein of 367 amino acids. The transcript has 11 exons. Gene Ontology annotation, biological process: G protein-coupled glutamate receptor signaling pathway; regulation of store-operated calcium entry. NCBI's taxonomy places the organism in Eukaryota, Metazoa, Chordata, Actinopteri, Syngnathiformes, Syngnathidae. Gene Ontology annotation, cellular component: cytoplasm; postsynaptic density; dendrite.
UGGGUGUUAGUGUGAUCCCAGUGUGACUUGGCAGAGUCGGGAGAAGAACCGAGCUCAUGUCCCGGAGGAACUUUGGCUAAAGGCGCGCUGUUUCCCGGCUUUCGUCGGAAUUCUUCUCUCUGUGUGGAUACUAGAGCUGUUAAACAGUUCCCGGUGCGUAAUUACGCACGGAGUUGUAGGCGCGGCGUUGUUGGCUGAGGAAAGCCGCGGACAAAGGGAGGCAGGCUGGACUACAACUGAUUUGAGAAGAGAGGACUACUGUCGGAAGAAAAACGGGGAGUCGGAAGUGAUUUUUCCCUCCACGGAAAAAUUUCUGUUGGAGCGUUUUGCUGGAAAAACAGUUUGAAGACCGAGGUUGGACAACAGACGAGGGGGUUUUCGGUGGAAAGGCUUUCGGCAUACCGCACUCAUUUGAGGAUCCUCCUAGCAUGGGAGGAGUUGGCUUCCAGCAAUAAAAUGUACCCACUACACCGAGAGAGGGAGCAGCCCAUCUUCAGCGCCCGAGCUCAUGUUUUCCAAAUCGACCCGGCUACCAAACGCAACUGGCUGCCGGCCAGCAAGCAUGCUGUCACCGUGUCCUUCUUCUAUGACGCCAGCCGCAACGUCUACCGCAUCAUUAGUGUGGGCGGGACUAAAGCUAUCAUCAACAGCACCAUCACCCCGAACAUGACGUUCACCAAAACCUCCCAGAAGUUUGGCCAAUGGGCUGACAGCCGGGCCAACACCGUUUAUGGCCUUGGCUUCUCCACAGAGCAGCAACUGCAGCAGUUUGCAGAACAAUUUAAGGAGGUGAAGGAGGCGGCCCGGCUGGCCAGAGAGAAAUCCCAGGAGAGGUACGAACUGGCCAAUCCUGCUCUCAACAUCGCUGCCCCACAGCUGUCUCAGGAGCUGUCGGAGGACCGUCAUUCUCCACCACUGCUGACAGUUAACGGGCCAGGAGAGGAAAAGCUGUUUCGCAGUAAAAGUGCAGAAGUGGAGCUUACAGUGGAGAAGGAGAGGGUCAAGAAGAUGUUGUCUGAAGGGUCUGUGUGUGAAAUCAACCUAGAGGCAGAGCUCUUCACCUUACAGGACAGUAACGCCAAGCUGGUGGCAGCGCUACAGGAAGCCAACGGCAGCGUGGAGCAGUGGAAGCAGCAGUUGGCUGAAUACCAGGAGGAGACUGAUCGCCUUAGAGAGCAGGUGGCAGAGUUAGAGGCGCAGCUUGGCCAUCCUGCUGCUGCUGCUCACACUGACAAAGAGGAGCUUAGCCGCUCACUGGAAGAGCUGGAAGCCCUGCUUAGUGCCAAAGACCAGGAGAUCCAUAGUCUACAGAGCAAGAAAACUGAUGUGGGGGAGCUAGAGAGAGAGAGAGAAGAGGCCAUACAGAGACUCCAGGACCUUGAGAGACGGAACACAGAGCUGGAAGGUCAAAUUGAGAGCACUGAAAAGACGCUGGCCUUCAGCAGAGAGGAACAGGAGAAGGCGGAAGUCGAGGUCCAGCAUUUCCUUGAGGCCCUCGAUGUCAAAAUUUGCGAUCUGAAUGACUUAAGACAAAGUCUGGCAAACCUUGUCGAUAAGUAGUCCCAACUGCAGGCGGUGGAUCUCCACAGUGAAGGCACAUUUUCUCUACUCUGAUCUCAUUUGUAUUUUACUGACACAGCAGUUUAGAUCUUUAUAAGACCAUUGUAUGCAUGAGAAAACUCUCAUCGGUGCAUUGCGAAAAUAAAGCCUCUGUACAGGA